UCAGAGCUGGUUACGACAAACCUUGAUGCCUGGUGCUGGUCAAGGCAUGCUCCAGAUUCGUCUUUGAGCCUUGGAGACUGGAAUUCUCGAGCUUCCCAAUGAGCUUGUCGCGUUACGCGUGACUCUCAGCCGCCAUGGAAGAUGUUGCGGUAGGAAUUAUUGGUAUGGGUGAUAUGGGGCGGAUGUAUGCGAGGAGGUUUUGUCAGGCUGGAUGGAGAGUCAAUGCUUGCGACCGACCAGACAAAUUUCAGACACUCCAAAAGGAGUUCGAAAAUGAGACUGGAAUAAAUAUCUUGCCCAAUGGACAUCUCGUUUCCCGAGCCAGCCACUGGAUCAUAUACAGCGUCGAGGCCGAGAUCAUCGACAAGGUGGUCGCCGAGUAUGGCCCAUCCACCAAGGUUGGUGCCAUAGUCGGUGGUCAGACAUCGUGUAAAGCUCCCGAAUUGGCCGCCUUUGAGAAGUAUCUGCCUAGCGAUGUUGAAAUUGUGUCUUGCCAUUCUCUCCACGGACCUGCUGUAGAUCCUACAGGUCAGCCACUUGUCGUCAUCCAACAUCGAGCCUCACAGGAGAGUGUCGAUCUGUGUGUCCGCAUCCUCUCUUGUCUCAAGUCAAAGAUGGUUUUCCUUACCGGAGAGAAGCACGACCGGAUCACGGCGGAUACCCAGGCCGUUACCCAUGCCGCAUUCUUGAGCAUGGGAACUGCAUGGGCAGCGAACCAACAAUUCCCAUGGGAAAUUGACCGGUACGUGGGUGGCAUAGAGAAUGUGAAAAUCAACAUCACCCUGCGCAUCUACGCCAACAAAUGGCAUGUCUAUGCUGGUCUCGCCAUCCUCAAUCCUGCAGCCAAGGAGCAGAUUCGACAAUAUGCUCAAUCGGUCACGGAGUUAUACAAACUUAUGCUUGGUGGUCAUCGUGAGGAGCUUACCAAGAGAAUCAAGACCGCCGGUGCCGCAGUCUUCACUUCGGAUGCCACCGACCAAGACCUUCUACUCGGGGAUGAAGUGCUGGAUAAAUUCUCCUUGUCAAGACUGCCAAAGGAGAGAACGCCCAACAAUCACCUCAGCCUAUUGGCUAUUGUUGACUGCUGGUGGAAGCUCGGGAUUGUACCCUACGACCAUAUGAUUUGCUCCACACCUCUUUUCCGCAUAUGGCUGGGCGUCACCGAAUAUCUUUUUCGACAUGAGACCUUACUUGAUGAAGUCAUCAACACGGCGAUAGAAGAUCAUAGCUUCCGGUCGGAUGAUCUCGAAUUCACCUUUGCCGCCAGGGCAUGGUCCGAAUGUGUAUCAUUUGGCGCAUUCGAGGCAUACCGGAGUCGUUUCGAAAGUAUACAGCAAUACUUUGCGCCGAGAUUUCCUGACGCCGUCAGACUUGGCAACGAGAUGAUCAAAGAAAUCAUGACGAAGACCAAGAAGUGAUGGUCAUUAUGAGUCUCAAGGUGGCCGCGUCGACAUGCACAAAAUGUUGCAUGUCUUCUCGAGAGGCUCGUAUUCCAAACGACCCGGUGAGUCUUGGGGCUGACGAAGCCCACGACUGCCACCAGGAUCGCGUGUUACGA
Messenger RNA from Exophiala viscosa, 1558 nucleotides. Its product is annotated as prephenate dehydrogenase. The record is from RefSeq and is a predicted model, not a curated record. The transcript has 5 exons. Gene Ontology annotation, molecular function: NAD+ binding; prephenate dehydrogenase (NADP+) activity; prephenate dehydrogenase (NAD+) activity. The coding region runs from base 135 to 1418 and encodes 427 amino acids. Gene Ontology annotation, biological process: L-tyrosine biosynthetic process. NCBI's taxonomy places the organism in Eukaryota, Fungi, Ascomycota, Eurotiomycetes, Chaetothyriales, Herpotrichiellaceae.